Sinocyclocheilus rhinocerous is the source of this 3351-nucleotide messenger RNA. RefSeq names its product microtubule associated serine/threonine kinase-like (gene mastl). Lineage: Eukaryota; Metazoa; Chordata; Actinopteri; Cypriniformes; Cyprinidae. Gene Ontology annotation, molecular function: ATP binding; protein serine/threonine kinase activity. Bases 350 to 2908 code for a protein of 852 amino acids. Gene Ontology annotation, biological process: peptidyl-serine phosphorylation; intracellular signal transduction. Gene Ontology annotation, cellular component: nucleus. The transcript is spliced from 12 exons. The record is from RefSeq and is a predicted model, not a curated record.
ACUAUUUCAUUUCAGACGUUCGGGGCGACUAAACCACCGCGUUUUAGGACCCAAAUUUAUGUCGCGCAUUUCAAAUUUCAAAACAAACGAGUCGCGCUUGUCAACAGUGAGAAUGGAUGCGGUGGACUGAACGUCGGACUGUCUCGUUCAAACUAAUGCAAAACGAAUACAUGUAGCGUGUAACAACAUUUGUGGUGAUAUGUGUUUGAUUUUCAACACAAUAAUCACCAUAAAUCGUUUUUGUACUUCUCUGAGUGAGGAUCAUCUACGGUGAGACGACAGACUAGUGAUCUAAUCUAACAGUUAGUGAACUAGUUGGAUUAAAUUAAUAUUUGAAGAGACAGCAGAAAUGGAAGCUCAUGGAAUAUCAUCUGAAGGCUCAAACAGCGCAGUGAAAGCUCCCUCCAUCGAGGAGUUUAUGCUGGUCAAACCUAUCAGUCGAGGAGCCUUUGGGAAGGUUUACCUCGCCAGAAAGAAAUGCAACUCCAAACUCUAUGCAGUCAAGGUGGUGAAGAAAGCAGACAUGGUGGAUAAGAACAUGACUGAUCAGAUGAGAGCUGAGAGAGAUGCUCUGGCUCUCAGUAAAAGUCCUUUUAUUGUGCACCUGUUUUACUCUUUACAAACUGCAACUAAAGUCUAUCUGGUGAUGGAGUAUCUGAUUGGUGGAGAUGUAAAAUCACUUCUUCAUAUUUAUGGAUACUUUGAUGAGGACAUGUCUCUGAAAUACAUCUCAGAGGUCGUACUCGCUCUGGAUUACCUUCACAGACACAGCAUUAUUCACAGGGACUUAAAACCAGACAACAUGCUCAUCUCAAAUGAGGGUCACAUUAAACUCACUGACUUUGGGCUCUCCAAGGUUAAACUUGACAGGGAACUAAACCUGAUGGACAUUUUAACCACACCUUCUUUGGUGAAACCUAAUAAAGAUUAUUUCAGAACACCUGGUCAAGUUCUGUCACUGAUAAGCUCUCUUGGCCUCAAUACCCCGGUGACAGAAGGCAAGCGUCACAGCAGCACAUUGUUGGGCAGCCCCAUGUCCUGCGGCAAAGUCAAGCAGAGGAAUAGUUCUCUGUGUUCACCUCUGCUGAAGAGACGGGCUUAUCAUCUGAAUUCACCAGUAUGCACAACUCGAGCUCUAGGAUCCAACAGUGUGUUUAGUCCUGGCCUGCUGGCUAAGAGUUUGACACCAAGGCUGAUGAAAUCCAGGAAGAGAUUUGAGACUCUGAGUGUUGGGAGUGCCCACUCAUGCCUGUUACCAUCCACUACUGACUCUGAAGACUGUGUCAGUCCCAUGUGGGAAGAUGAGCAGAAUUUACAAGAUGGUGAGAAGCUUCCACAGUUAAACGGAAGAGAAGUGGGCAAUAGAAUGUCAAGAAACAUUCCCUUGACACCUGUGGAAAGAAGGAAGAUGUUUCCAGCACGAGUUCAAGAUCACAGCACUGUUUUGACUCCACUCAAUAACCAAGUGGACAAUAGCAGAAUUAUUAAACCAGAUAUUUCUGCAAAGAGACUCCAAUUCAGUGCAUCCGACCACUGUGCUACUCCACUGGGUAAGGCUGGUCCCCAUCAAUCAAGUCUUCUGAAACCGGAGCCGCCAACAGAGCCCAAAUCCUCAGUAAAGAGAGCUUUUGACGAAGUAGAGAAAAGCCCAGAGCAGGCUGAGAUCCAUUGCAAGAAAAACAACACUGUUUACAAGAGGUCUUUCCACAUUCCUGAGGACAACUCAAGGGCCCACACAGGCUUGACAGGAAUUUUCUCCACUGUGGGGCUUGAUGAUGUUAAAAGUGCACCGAUAUGUCAAGAGAUGAGUGAGAGAAUGGGCCCAAAGCAAUCUAGUCCCAUAGUCGUGGCCAAAAAUCUCUUUUGUGAUCUCGAAGAUCAAGGUGAGGAGCUGGCUUUGCCUAAAACAGAGGCCAACUCGAGCUCCCCGACCUCACCCGGUGAUGACCGAAAUAUCAGAAGAAGCCUUAGUUUAGAUUCGGAUGGCUCAGCCCAUGAGAUGUCAGUGGUUAAACAAGAGGCCUUGUCGUCCUCUUUUGAGGAGCUGGAUGAAAAUGAGAUUUCUGUAGUCACACCGGUGGCCCGGCCCACCUUGGCUACACCAAAGCACAGCAGUGCAAAGCAGCAUAGGGGUAGAUCUGAGCGUUCUCUUCUUGGCCAUCCUCGUGGGUUGUCUGACAGUAUGGUCAAAUCACCUGGCUUCCUCAAACCCAGGAACGUGGUUGCAUUUAGGAGCUACUGCAGCUCCAUAAACCGCUCUUGUACUUCACAUCUCAGCCUGGCCUCUUUGGAUGCCAUGGAGUUGUCUGCGUCAGCCUCCUUCCACAAUGCCCCGUCUGCAGUGACUCCAGUUCAGAAGAAAAGGCCCAGUCUGAGCAGCUCACUUUACCAGACUCCACAGCAGAUGGUUCUGUCUCACACUCCCUAUAGGACACCAAAAAGUGUUCGUAGAGGUCCAGAACGUGUGGAAGGGGCUCCUAUCCUGGGAACUCCUGAUUACUUGGCACCGGAACUUUUACUAGGCAAAGCUCAUGAUUUCAUGGUGGAUUGGUGGGCGUUAGGUGUCUGUCUGUUUGAGUUCCUCACAGGAGUCCCGCCGUUUAAUGAUGAGACCCCUCAGCUGGUGUUCCAGAACAUUCUCAACCGAGAUAUACCAUGGCCAGAUGGAGACGAGGAGUUAACCCAGAAUGCAAGAAAUGCCAUAGAGAUUCUUCUCACUAUGGAUACAACCAAACGUGCUGACUUAAAAGAGCUGAAGGAUCAUCCGUUCUUUGAAGGUGUGGACUGGGAAAACCUUCACCAUCAGACUAUGCCCUUCAUCCCUCAGCCCGAUGAUGAGACUGACACCUCGUACUUUGAGGCGAGAAACACGGCCCAGCAUAUCACUGUAUCAGGCUUCAGUCUGUAACACACACAAACCGUAGCGCAGUGGACGGAGUAUGUUCAGGUACAGCCGUGUUGUGGAAUGCAGAUCCCACAGUGCUCUUGUUUGUCCUUCUGUCUUCAUUCAUGUUUUGACGUCAUGUUGGAAAGUGUCCUGAAAUGCAGUGAGGUGGGAUUUGAACACUUAUGCACAUACAUGCUGCAAGACUUGUUGUAUAAAAUCUUCCGUUAUGUUUGUUUGGAAAAAGUAAUAUAUUAUGUAACACUAAUGUUUGUACCGAUUUAGAUUGAAGACGUUGCUACUUUUACUCAUGUUUUCUUGAAAACUAUGCUUGCCGGACUGUAAUUUUAACAUGCUAAAUGUUUUAACUAGUCUACAGCAAGUAUGAUUCUGAACAUGGUUGCUGCUUAAAAAAAUUUACUUUUUUGUCAAUUUAAUAAUCAUUUGAUACAUAUCCAACACUUUGA